Molecule: messenger RNA, 2518 nt
Organism: Terrapene triunguis (Three-toed box turtle)
Lineage: Eukaryota; Metazoa; Chordata; Testudines; Emydidae
Gene: SLC3A1
Product: solute carrier family 3 member 1
Exons: 10
Coding region: 1-2070 (689 amino acids)
Biological process (GO): carbohydrate metabolic process; amino acid transport
Source: RefSeq, a predicted model, not a curated record
AUGGCUGAGGAGGAAAGUAAGAGCUUCUCUGUUGAGCUGAGUGAGAAAGGAGGUAUAGAAAACAAAGGAUUUGUUCAAAAUGAGGCACUUAAUGAAAAGGAAUGCAAUGCCAGCAGCCAAGAGGAGAUACCAGAAACAUGCGCUGUUGGCAUCAACUCAGCAGCUGUGCAGAACCAGGACUGUGAAGUUUUGAAGCCCUUUGCAGGAAUGCCUAAGGAAGUCUUGCUUAAAUUCUCAAGUCAGGCACGGUACAGAGUCACCAGAGAGAUCCUCUUCUGGCUCAUAAUUGCAUCUACACCAGUGCUUGUAGGUGCUACAAUUGCAAUUGUUGCCGUGUCGCCAAAGUGCCUGGGCUGGUGGCAAGCUAGUCCCAUUUAUCAGAUCUACCCACGUUCAUUUAAGGACACCAACAAGGAUGGGAAUGGUGAUCUGAAAGGUAUCCAAGAAAAACUGGAUCAUAUCAUGUAUUUAAAUAUAAAAACGAUCUGGAUUACUUCUGUUUAUAAAUCACCCUUAAAAGACUUUGGGUAUGCAGUUGAAGACUUCCGGGAUGUUGAUCCUAUGUUUGGAACGAUGAGGGAUUUCGAAAACCUGAUUGCAGCUAUACAUGAUAAAGGUUUAAAGGUGAUAAUGGAUUUAAUACCAAACCACACAAGUGACAAACACAGUUGGUUUCAGCUGAGUCGCAAUCGGACUGGGAAGUUUGUGGAUUACUACAUCUGGCAUGACUGUGCACACACUGAUGGGACAAUCACUCCUCCCAACAACUGGGUGAGUGUUUAUGGGAAUUCCAGUUGGCAAUAUGAUGAGGUGAGAAAGCAAUGUUAUUUUCACCAGUUUGGGAAAGAACAACCAGAUUUAAACUUCCGCAACUCCGCUGUGCUAGAAGAAAUCUAUGAUAUUAUCAAAUUUUGGCUUGGCAAAGGCAUUGAUGGGUUUAGUAUCAACGCUGUUAAAUUUCUUCUUGAAGCAACACACCUGAGAAAUGAACCUCAAGUGAAUAAAUCCCAAAAUCCGGAGAGUAUCUCAGCAUAUUCUGAGCUGUAUCAUGACUACACCACCACCCAAGUCGGCAUGCAUGAUAUCGUCCGCAGUUUCCGGCACACCCUGGAUAAAUUCAGCAUUGAGCCUGGCCGAUACAGGUUUAUGGGAACUGAAGCCAAUAACCAGGAAAACAUCGAAGCAACAAUGAUGUAUUAUGGAACAUCUUUUAUCCAAGAAUCAGAUUUCCCCUUCAACUUCUACCUAAUUAACAUGGAAAACCUCUCAGGAAAUAGUAUUUUUGAAACUGUAUCUUUGUGGAUGAAGAAUAUGCCCAAAGGAAAAUGGCCAAACUGGGCGGUUGGAGACCCUAGCACUGCUCGAAUUACGUCUCGGAUUGGAAAAGAAUACACUAAUGUCAUAAAUAUGCUCCUUUUAACUCUUCCUGGGACACCUACAACUUAUUAUGGUGAAGAAAUAGGAAUGGAAAAUAUUGCAACUGAAAAUGUGAGUGAAGGACUUAUAAAUUCAAAUCCCCUAAGGAAGAAGUCACCCAUGCAGUGGAAUGGCAAUCUUCAUGCCGGCUUCAGUGAGGGUAAUUUAAGCUGGUUACCUGUUAAUCUGGACUACCAAAAUGUAAAUGUCGAAGUUCAAAAGACUCAACCUAACUCAACACUGAAUCUAUAUCGAGAGCUAAAUUUACUUCGCAACAAUGAGCUGCCCAUUCAGAGGGGAUGGAUGUGCUACAUUUGGAAUGACAGCAAUGUUUUUGUGUAUCUGAGGGAAUUAGAUGGAUUAGACACAGUCUUUAUAAUGGUUCUCAAUUUUGGACAGGAAUCAAUCACAGACCUGAAAGCUGUAGUUUCUGAGCUUCCGUCUGAAGCUACCAUAAGGCUAAGCACUAAUUUUAGCAACACUGGUAAAGUUGUAAAUACCAAAACAAUUAAAACUGAAAAGGGGGAAGGAAUUGUCCUUGAGUAUAAAACAAGGAAGACAGUUCAUACUAUGGAAACUUUCCAAGGGAAGUGUUUUGUGGCUGAAAAAGCAUGUUAUUCUAGUGCCUUGAAUAUACUCUACAUGCAUUGCUAAGCGCUAGGGCAUGUAGGAAAUUUUGUUUUAUGCAUUUAAGGCAGGAAAGGUUGAUUUCAGGUAAAUACUGUGAAUAGUUGGCAAUGGCUUUUUAAACUUGCUGGUUUGUGUAUUAAAUGAACAGCAGCCCAUAAACAAACUAAUAUGGCUUAAUUGUCUGGCCUCUUUUAUUGGUGUGUGAGCAAUGGUGGUGAGUGGAGGGCAGAAGGUGCUUAGCUUAAGGGCAACCAACUAACCAACAACCAUGGAGGCUAGAGUUUCCAGAGGGAUUGUGAACAGGCACAAGGAAAGGUAAGGAUCCUCCCCUGUAAAGCCAUCCCUGGGGCUGGUCCAUUCCAGAUAAGUAUUUGUGCAAGGGUAGAACACUAGCCAUAUGCCUAUAGGGCUCCUAGAGGCAUUGUGCCUAAGGUAUAAAGCUCUUAAGAUUUCCUGCUUGAGUGUUGUACCU